Messenger RNA from Solanum stenotomum, 768 nucleotides. RefSeq lists its product as uncharacterized. The record is from RefSeq and is a predicted model, not a curated record. Gene Ontology annotation, molecular function: zinc ion binding; nucleic acid binding. The transcript has 3 exons. Lineage: Eukaryota; Viridiplantae; Streptophyta; Magnoliopsida; Solanales; Solanaceae. The coding region runs from base 1 to 768 and encodes 255 amino acids.
AUGACAAAUUCAAAUCAAGUAAAUGUUGGAACAGUGAGUGCUGCAACAACAUCGGUUGCAUAUAAUCGUUCAACUGCUGCCCUUGCACUGACUGAGAAACCUAGGUUCAUUAAUGAGAAUGUUCCUAUUAUGUCGGAUGAAACUCCGGUCGAAGAACGAUUCUUGGUGACAGAAGCAUGGACACAUUCAGAUUUUUUGUGUAAAAAUUAUAUUCUAAGUAGCCUGCAAGAUGUUCUGUACAAUGUGUAUAGUAGUGUUAAGACCUCAAAAGAACUUUGGGAUGCUUUAGAAAAGAAGUAUAAAACAAAAGAUGCCGGAAUGAAGAAGUUCAUUGUGGCAAAGUUUUUGGACUAUAAGAAGAUAGACAGUAAGACCGUCGUCACCCAAGUUCAAGAACCGCAGGUCAUAAUCCAUGAUCUCCUUGCUGAAGAUCUCAUGGUAAGACUGAGAAUCAAAGAGGAUAACAAGGCCGCGGCAAAGAGGUCGCGUGGUAAUUCAGCAAUAUCUGAAGUUAAUAUUGUUGAAGAAGAUCCCACAAAAUCAAAGAAAAGCAAGAAAGCCUCUGGUCCAAAGAGCAAUCCUCCUAAGAAGAAAUUCAAUGAAAAUUGCUUCAAUUGUGGCAAACGUGGUCAUAGGGCUACUGAAUGUCGGGGUCCCAAGGAGGAAAAGAAGAAUGAUCAAGCAAAUUUGUUUGAAUCCAAAGAAGAGAUGAAUGAUCUCUGUGCAAUUCUUUCAGAAUGCAACUUGGUUGAAAAUCUAAGAGAAUGA